UGGAAUAUUUUUUUAUAACAAAUAAUACAUUGUGGAAAUAGUGUUGAAUAGAGCAGUGUUUUUCAACCUUUUUUGAGCCGAGGCACAUUUUUGUCAUUGAAAAAAUCUGGAGGCACACCGCCAGCAGAAAUCAUUUAAAAAACUAAACUCAGUUGACAGUAAAAAAGUCGUCGUCGCAAUUGUUGGAUAUGACCUUAAACCAUAACCAAACAUGCAUCACUAUAGCUCUUGUCUCAAAGUAGGUGUACUGUCACCACCUGUCACAUCACGCCGUGACUUAUUUUGAGUUUUUUGCUGUUUUCCUGUGUGUAGUGUUUCAGUUCUUGUCUUGCGCUCCUAUUUUGGUGGCUUUUUCUCUUUUUGUGGUAUUUUCCUGUAGCAGUUUCAUGUCUUCAUUUGAGUGAUAUUUUCCCGCAUCUACUUUGUUUCAGCAAUCAAGACUAUUUAAGUGAUUUUCAUCCUUCUUUGUGGGGACAUUGUUGAUUGUCAUGUCAUGUUCCGAUGUACUUUGUGGAUGCUGUCUUUGCUCCACAGUAAGUCUUUGCUGUCGUCCAACAUUCUGUUUUUGUUUAUUUUGUAGCCAGUUCAGUUGUAGUUUCGUUCUGCAUAGUCUUCCCUAAGCUUCAAUACCUUUUCUUAGGGGCACUCACCUUUUCUUUAUUUUUGGUUUAAGCAUUAGACACAUUUUUACCUGCACACUGCCUCCCGCUGUUUCCGACAUCUACAAAGCAAUUAGCUACCGGCUGCCACCUACUGAUAUGGAAGAGCAUUACACGGUUACGCUGCCGAGCUCUGGACACCACCGACACACAACAAUGCCACAUAAUUUGCAGAUUAUAAUUACUGGUUGUCAAAAAAUAUUUUUAAUCCAAAUAGGUGAAAUUACAUAAUCUCCCAUGGCACACCAGACUGUAUCUCAUGGCCGCGGCACAGUGGUUGAAAAACACUGGAAUAGAGAAUCGAUUCUCGAAUUGUCACACCAGGAAUCGGAUGGAAUCGUUAGGUGCCAAAGAUUCACAUUACAGUCUUGGUAGCUGAUACUAUCAGCUUUUUAAUUAAGUACAUAAUUUAAAAGUACAUGGGCGACACCAAAAAGGGACAAGCGGUAGAAAACGGAUGGAUAGAUGGAUGGAUGGGUGCAGCUUAAAAAAAUAUAUAUUGUGGUAUCGGUAAAAUGUAUAGUUGUCGACUCCUGAAAUGGUGACGACACUGGUGAUCGCUUGACUAGGUGCGCCCCUGGCCUCGUAGCUGGAGGAGAGGAGAAGUCCGCAGGAAAAAGUGUCGUGACGCGCGCUUUUCUCCCGCGCCGGCAGACAGACGUGACAUGUAGUGACACGCAGACACGUGUAGACACUUGUCCACGGUCAUGUUGUCGUGAAGGGACUGCAGUGGAUUUGACUCGGCGUCAAGGGAGUUUGCGUAAAAAGCGCCAAAAAAAAAAAAAAGCCUCAAGUCUCCCGCCAGUUUUACGCGCGCUUUGACACCUGCAGGAGCGGGAAGUUGCGGUGAGGCAUGAGGUGUGUUUGGCAGGACUUGUAGACUCGGAGCUCCUCGCCGACCAGCAUGUCCCCCACAGGGCUGCCGUGCGUGCUUCUCCUCGCGGCUCUCCAAGCAAGCGCCCUCACCGUGGACUACGAGGAGGACUACGAGGACGUCACCGUCCAGCAGAUGCUGGCUCCCAGGUCGCAGCAGUCUGACGCCACGGAGAUACUUAAUAACCUGCUCAAGGAGUAUGACCGGAAGCUCAGACCCGACAUUGGAGUGAAGCCAACCAUCAUAGACGUGGACAUAUUUGUCAACAGCAUCGGACCCGUGUCCUCCAUAAACAUGGAGUACCAGAUCGACAUCAUCUUCGCGCAGACGUGGACGGACAGCCGCCUGCGCUACAACAGCACCGUGAAGAUAUUGACGCUCAACAGCAACAUGGUGGGCCUGAUCUGGCUGCCCGACACCAUCUUCAGAAACUCCAAGGACGCGGACGCCCACUGGAUCACCGUGCCCAACCAGCUGCUCAGGAUAUGGAACGACGGCAAGAUCCUCUACACUUUAAGACUGACCAUCAAUGCAGAGUGCCAGUUGCAGCUGCACAACUUCCCCAUGGACCAGCACUCAUGCCCACUCAUCUUCUCCAGCUAUGGAUACCCGAGAGAGGAGAUGGUGUACAAGUGGAGAAGGAACUCUGUGGAAGCGGCCGACCAAAAGUCUUGGCGACUUUAUCAGUUUGACUUCCUGGGCCUCAGAAACACGACUGACAUCAUCACCACCACAGCAGGUGACUACGUGGUGAUGACGGUGUACUUUGAGCUGAGUCGGCGUAUGGGCUACUUCACCAUCCAGACCUACAUCCCCUGCAUCCUGACUGUGGUUCUGUCCUGGGUCUCCUUCUGGAUCAAGAAGGACGCCACUCCUGCCAGGACUGCUUUAGGUAUAACUACAGUACUUACCAUGACCACGCUGAGCACGGUGGCGAGGACGUCGUUGCCCAGAGUUUCUUACGUCACCGCCAUGGAUCUUUUCGUCACCGUCUGCUUCCUGUUUGUGUUUGCGGCUCUGAUGGAGUACGCCACCUUGAACUAUUACUCCUACUGCACACGCAGGCUGCCUUGCCUGGACAGGAAGAGACACAACUAUUCGGUGUUGGACGCCAGACCGCCGCCCGCCGUCCUCGCCCUCAACAACUCCACGUACUGGCAGGACUUUGAGGACACGUGCGCCUACGAGUGUCUGGACGGCAAAGACUGCCAGAGCUUCUUCUGCUGCUACCAGGAGUGCAAAGGCGGCGCCUGGAGGCAAGGACGCGUCCACAUCGACUUGCUGGAGCUGGACGCUUACUCGCGGGUCUUCUUCCCCACGUCCUUCUUCCUCUUCAACGUGGUCUACUGGGUGGGAUACCUCUACCUCUAGCAGGAGGAGCCGGGAGAACAUCCUCAGUGCCUUCAGUCCUGGGGACGGCCAAAGGACGGAACUUGGGUCUUGGUUCUUCGCCGUCUUUCGAGGUUUGUUGUUCCACGCCACAAGAACACGUCUGAUCAUCCCGCUACUUAGCUAAUGUUUUGAGGAUGACUCGUUAAAACGCACAAAGUCGCAAACUUGGUGACAUUUCUUGACAUGACUACGAUCUUUACGAGGCUAACUGACUACGAUAAUCAGGGGAUUAUGUUCGGAAACGGUCCCUUGUUUAAGUACAAGGCUCAUUGGUAAAUUGUCAGUAUUACAACAGUACUAACAGUACAAUACUAUCAUUUUUUUAAAGCCAAUAUUCAAUUUAUUUACAAAUAAAAGUACUGACUAGCCUUUUGUUUGUCCAAAUAGUAGUCUGGUUAGCUUUAGCACAUCCAGCUGGCUCGCGAGCUAACGAUAGUAGCAGGCUACGAGCUAGCAAACAAAGUUAGAAAACUUUCAAAUCUUGUAGUCCUCAAAGUUCGAGACAAGUAAGUUAAAUAAUCGCUAGCUAUGUUGCUAACUAGCAGGCUAUUUUUUUUUUUUAGCAAGUAAAGCUAGCUAUGGCUUGUUUUACCGUUUAAAUUCACUUUUGUAGCUUAAGUUUGUAAGGAAAGUUGAUCUCAGGUUAGAAAUGUUUAGUUUUCAGUCAAAAUGAUCAUGAAAGAGAUUUUUCAUAAAAACUUUCCGCUUUUGUCCCCCAAAUUAGCUCGAGUAAAUCCUUUGUUAUUUAGCUAUUAAGCUAACGAAGAACUAAAAUGUGUUUUCUUUGCUUAUCACAUCCACACAUUGGUGGGGAUCACUCAUUUACUUUUCCAGCAGUUUCGAUAAGUCCGGACAUUUUUCAUUAUUUCGGACGAGAGGGUUUUAUUUAAUAUUUUGGCGAGCGUUGUUCGUGUUUGAGCACAUUUUUGGUAUUUCCAACGUGCUUUGUCAUUGGCAAACAUUAGAAAUGGAUUUCACGAUGGCGUUAAAAAGAACGUAAAUACAA
Nerophis lumbriciformis (worm pipefish) is the source of this 3931-nucleotide messenger RNA. It is a transcript of the gene gabrg3, whose product is annotated as gamma-aminobutyric acid type A receptor subunit gamma3. NCBI's taxonomy places the organism in Eukaryota, Metazoa, Chordata, Actinopteri, Syngnathiformes, Syngnathidae. The record is from RefSeq and is a predicted model, not a curated record. Gene Ontology annotation, biological process: gamma-aminobutyric acid signaling pathway; monoatomic ion transmembrane transport; chloride transport. Gene Ontology annotation, cellular component: membrane. Gene Ontology annotation, molecular function: extracellular ligand-gated monoatomic ion channel activity; GABA-A receptor activity.